This is a messenger RNA of Rhagoletis zephyria (snowberry fruit fly), 1053 nucleotides long. The record is from RefSeq and is a predicted model, not a curated record. Lineage: Eukaryota; Metazoa; Arthropoda; Insecta; Diptera; Tephritidae.
AUGGGCACUGACUUUGUUCGAGUUGACCUGCGAAACAGCAUCUGGGAGAUUCCCAGCCGCUACGAGAACCUGCAGAUUCUCGGCUCGGGCGCCUACGGCCUGGUCUGCUCCUCCUAUGACCGCUCCCGGCAGAUCAGCGUGGCCAUCAAGAAGAUCUCCAGUCCUUUUCAGACGCCGAUUCACGCCAAGCGAACCUAUCGCGAGAUCAAGCUGCUCAAGCAUAUGCGCCAUGACAAUGUAAUCGGACUGCUGGACGUGUUUACGCCGUCGCCGACGCUGGAGAGCUUCUCCGAGGUGUACCUCGUUAAUCAGCUGAUGAGCUCCGACCUGAACAAGAUCAUCAAGAGUCAGCGCCUGAGCGACGACCAUGUUCGCUUUCUUGUCUACCAGAUGCUGCGUGGACUCAAGUACAUUCAUUCCGCCGGAGUGAUCCACCGAGACCUGAAGCCGAGCAACAUCGUGGUGAAUGAGGACUGCGAGCUGAAGAUUGUCGACUUUGGUCUGGCUCGCCAGUCGGAGAGCGAGAUGACCGGCUACGUGGCCACGCGAUGGUAUCGCGCUCCCGAGGUGAUGCUCAACUGGAUGCACUACAAUGUCACCAUGGACAUUUGGUCGGUGGGCUGCAUCAUGGCGGAGAUGAUCACCGGACGUCCGCUCUUUCCCGGCGCCGAUCACAUUGACCAGCUGCUGAAGAUCAUGAAGCUGUGCGGCACGCCGGACGACGAGUUCAUGAAUCGCAUCACCAGCCAGGAGGCGCGCAACUACAUUCGCACGCUGCCGCUCAUGCAGAAGAAGGACUUCAGGGCUGAGUUUCGCAAUGCCAAUGACCACGCCGUCAGCCUCCUCGAGAAGAUGCUGGAGCUUGACUACGAAAAGAGACUGACUGCCGAACAGGCGCUGCAGCAUCCAUAUCUGGCCGACUACGCCGAUCCCACUGACGAACCAAUUUCGGAACCAUUUGACGACUCAUUCGAAGACUCUAACCUCUCGGUUACCGAGUGGAAAAAGCUGAUCUACAACGAGAUCACCAACUUCACGCCGCCUGCAAACUGA